This is a messenger RNA of Macrobrachium nipponense, 1654 nucleotides long. RefSeq names its product leukocyte elastase inhibitor-like. The coding region runs from base 122 to 1366 and encodes 414 amino acids. The record is from RefSeq and is a predicted model, not a curated record. Gene Ontology annotation, molecular function: serine-type endopeptidase inhibitor activity. NCBI's taxonomy places the organism in Eukaryota, Metazoa, Arthropoda, Malacostraca, Decapoda, Palaemonidae. The transcript has 6 exons.
UCUGAAGCGUCCAUUGCCUAGCAAUUCUUGACUGUGUUUGCCUGCAGCAAGCACAUCCUGACUUCUUCACUCCACCUUUAGUCUUAUAGCAUCGAGUUCCUGCGAUAAAAGACCCAGAAGCAUGCUCUGGCUCAAAUCCGCGAUUCUCCUCCUGGGCAUAGGAGGUGCCCACCUCCAGUGCUUCACACCCAAUGCCAACAUUCCGCCUCUGGACAAAAACGCUGAUCUCUCUGGCAUCGCAGACUUCGGGCUCACCCUCUACAAACAUCUGGCCCCGGAGAAGACGUCCGAGAACUUCUUCUUCUCCCCCUACAGCAUCUGGGCAGCCCUGGUCAUGGUGUACUUUGGGGCAGCAGGCAAUACCCAGGCACAGCUGGCGGCGGCACUGCACUUGAAAGACAAGCCUUCCGCACACCACCUGUGGAAAGGGCUGGAGAUUUUAUACAAUCAACAGAACAAAGCCAACAAAAGUCAGAUUGGUGUUGCCAACAGAGCCUACUUCAAUGAAUCUUUUGCUUUGCUGCCUUGUGUCCACACAGUUUUCCCAGAUGAGCUAAGAGUCCUUAAUUUUUAUGAUGCUACGAAUGCAGCUGAAGCCAUGAACGCCUUCGUCAACAAGACGACUCGAGGCCUCAUCAGCAGCAUCGUGACAGAAGAUAUGAUCCUUGCGGCCAGCGUGGUCCUCAUCAAUACUGUCUACUUCAAGGGCUUCUGGAAACAAGAGUUCAAAAACUCAAGCACCCACAAGAAGGACUUCUUCAUUACUCCAACCAAUAAAAUUUCAAUCGACAUGAUGAGCCAGGUUUCAGAUUUCAAGUAUGGGGAAUCAAGCCAACUCGGUGCACGGGUGCUAGAGUUGCCCUACGCUGAGAGCAACCUCUCCAUGAUCCUCCUUCUGCCUACUGCUAACGAGAGUGGAGGAAGUUCUCUUGCAAGUGUGAUCCAGGGACUCAGCAGCGCUGCUCUCAGAGAUGCCCUCAGCCCUGGGAAGCUGCAGACACGCAGUGUGGAUUUGCUCCUCCCCAAGUUUAAAUUCCGUGCAGAGCUGGCUCAUGACUUGGUGAAAGCACUGGAAAAGAUGGGUAUUGUGGACCUCUUUCACGGGAAUCGGGCUGACAUAAGCCAGUUCAGCUCUAGGGAUGAGCUGGCCGUGUCACACAUCAUCCACAAAGCGUAUGUAGAUGUCAACGAAGAAGGAACAGAGGCUGCAGCUGCUACAGUUAUCUUUUUGGAGUCAGCCAUUAUUUUGGAACCCCCCGUCGAAUUCCACUGCGACAGGCCUUUCGUCUUCACCAUCUACGACAGGAUGACGAACAACAUCCUCUUCAUUGGGGACAUCAAAAAUCCUGGAAAUUUACAGACAUAGUCCUCAUUCGUUGAGAGUUUCUAUGACUGGAAAGUCCUCCAGUGAACCACAGCAAAUGAGCCUCUAUGAUGUAGGCCUAUAUCCUCAGUGUCAACCGCAUUACUCUUUAGACUCUAAUCUUAAGGCUUGCAAGGCUCUUAAGAAUAGGUUGCUGGCUAUACCUAUCUUGAUAGAAAUGUCAUGAUAGCUAAAGUAGUGAAUGGCAUGAAAGUGAGAAUGUUGGUUUUCUGUAUAUGGCAAAUUUGUAUUCUGUCUUGUCUCUAAUGAUUAAAACAUUAGGAAAAGGAA